UACCUUACCUUGUACAGUAUUCUCUUUCUUCUUGAGAAAUGAGAAAAUAACCAACAGAAUGGUGGGUAUUUAAUACCUUUACAUAUUUAUUUGUGGACAAUGGAUGAUGCAAAGUUUGAAGUCGAAGAUAACAAACAGUCAUACGUUCCAAAAGAAGACCCAGUAUGUCCAGUAGAGUGUGCCGUCUGUCUUCAACCAUGUAUCCAUCCUGUCCAGUUGCCCUGUAGACAUAUAUUCUGCUUUUUGUGUGUCAAAGGUGCUGCUCAUCGGAGCAAGAAAUGUGCCCUCUGUCGCCAGGAAAUUGAGGCAGACUUCUUUAAUAAUCCUAAACUGUUACGGUAUGAAGAUUUAGAAAAGACAACCAAGUUUGAUAACCAAUACCAGUGGUUUUAUCAAGGUGGAAAUGGAUGGUGGCAGUAUGAUGACAGGACCAGUCAAGAGUUGGAGUCUAAACACAAAAAUGGGGAAAAAGUUUUUGAAAUUCUGAUUGCAGGAUUUCUGUACAUAAUUGAUUUUGACACCAUGGUACAGGUGAGACGCAAUGACAGGUCAAGGAAGAGGAAGAUUAGGAGGGAUCUUGUUUCCAUCCCAGGUGUGAAGGGAGUUGCAGGAUUAAAGUAUCCAAAAUCUACCUCCCCAUCUAAUGGAAGGCCAGUGGGAGAUGGGAAUGAACAGUCUAGUCAAACCAAUAAUCCCACAUCAAGAACUGCAAACACAAACAGACAAGUUCGUCAACCUGUUACAUCCCAUGGCCAGCCUUCAGUGCCACACACCCCCAGUAACACCCCCCAGAAUCCCAAUACUCCUGUAGACAGUCCACCUAGUAGUGUUCAGUCCUCUCAACAAGAUCUCAUCAAUCAGCUACAAAGUCUCAACCUACCCAGUGAUGACUCCGACACAAACGAAGCCCCUGUAACAAGGCAAGUCCCAAGUGGAAGUAAUGGCAAUAGUCCAGUCUCUUCUAGGACUCGUAGUUCUGUUAACGAAAUAGUCCGUCCAGGAAACCCAGCUAGUAGUCGUAAUAGGACAAGACAAACCAUACAGUAUGUUGACUCUGAUUCCAGUGAUAAUGAUGUUGUGUAACAUUUUAAUCCACCUUUAUUGGGAAAAUAGUUUUUAAAAAAUCAGAAGUUAAAUUUGGAGUUUUGGGCAAAAAAUAAACAGUAUUGGUUGUCAUUAUAAAAAUCUUGUUCCAACAUUUUAUAUGUUGUAACAAAUACACGGACAGGGCAGGCAUUAUUUGUUUUGUCCGACUCUUCAUAUGUUUAACUUAACUGUUGUGUAACUUUUAAAACUUAUAGUACAUUGAAACAUUCUAGUUGGGGGAUUUUUACUUACCUAUUCCUGAAUUUGAAUUAUUUUACUUUCUGUAUGACAAUAAUGUCAAUUAAUUCAGCUAAUUACUGCAAUUCAUUUAUACUAUCUUGUCUAAUUGGUAACAUAUUAUUAUUUCCAUCGUAUCAAAAUUAUAUCCUUCUCAUCAUUUCAAAUCUUCUUUUAAAUACAGAAAUUUAAAAGCUAGAGUAAAAAGUUUAAGCUGUAUAAAAACACACAAGCUCUCAAUAUGCUUUCUAUGACUUUGUAUAGAUUAAUAAGUUUUGAAAAGCUCAGAUUAUACUGCUGUUAGAAAUGUUUGUAAGUUGUUGUCUUAUUAUUAUGUAGUGCACAUUUUAUUAUUUGUGUUCAAUAUAUUUAAAAGUUUAUUUUCCUGUAGAAUUUUUUUUAUUUAUGAGGACUGUGUAAAGGGGCUAAUAGCAUUUAAUGCAUUAUUUAUGUAGAGGAUAUGUUUACAAGUACUUAUUCACUGUGUGUGAUAUACAAGUUCAUGCGAUUAAAAAAAGUGCUGUUUAGACUUCAA
This is a messenger RNA of Saccostrea echinata, 1858 nucleotides long. Its product is annotated as E3 ubiquitin-protein ligase rnf146-like. NCBI's taxonomy places the organism in Eukaryota, Metazoa, Mollusca, Bivalvia, Ostreida, Ostreidae. The record is from RefSeq and is a predicted model, not a curated record. Gene Ontology annotation, biological process: Wnt signaling pathway; ubiquitin-dependent protein catabolic process. Bases 100 to 1083 code for a protein of 327 amino acids. Gene Ontology annotation, molecular function: ubiquitin protein ligase activity; poly-ADP-D-ribose binding; zinc ion binding. The transcript has 2 exons. Gene Ontology annotation, cellular component: nucleus; cytoplasm.